AACUCGUCCUGAAUAACACUAGCUUGGAGAGCACCGUACUAUCAGACAGAAUCGAACACCCAGACGCACCAGAUUUUAUUGAAGAUUAAAAGAAACGACAUUCUCAACCUACACGCAAGCCUGAACUAUUAUUCUACUUGCUCCGUCAGCACCAUUGCCAAGAUGCCCGGAUGGAAAGGCCUCUUUAUUCCCGCCAUUCUACUGGUUCUAAUCUUCAUUGAUCCCGUUGCGCCAGAUGACACGGCCGUGCGAUCUGACCUCCUGACUUUGAUGACUACUAUCAUGGAGAACAUGAAAAAAGGGAAGGAUCUUGGUGCGAUCGAGAAGGACAUGUUUAUGAAGGACUUGAAGACGUCAGCACUGUUCGCUGACCUGGAUGUUGCCGCUCUCGAUAGGGUUCUUGUGACUGCAACGGACUUCAACACCGACGCGAUCUUACGGUGUGAAGAAGACGCCUUCAUCAUGGAGACCAAGGACGUGCACGAGUCUAUCUUUAUCCAGGCAGCUUUAAAGGCGCGGUACUCAGAUGUGCAGCACUGUGAUGGCUUCAGGAUGGGCGCUCACCUCGAAAACGUGCGUAAGCUGUUCCCGGCAGACUAUCACACCUGCUCGUUCGCCACUAUAAAUGUGACACGUCACAAGGACGCUGAGAAGGACGGUCCGUACUCUAUGGAGGUCUACGCCGACACCUUGAUUGGCCGUCUGAAUGCUGUUGGUAACAUGGACCUGAUUGGAACAAGUAUGAAGGAGGUGGCCAUUCCGCCUGAGAAGGAGACAUACAGCUGUGAGGUGACCAUGACGGCGAAGGCCUUCCGCUUGCUGAUGCAACAAAUCAACUGGCUGGGGAAGGAUUUCACCAUCUCCUGCACACUGCAAGAUAUGAACUUCACCGUGACAGACGAUGGAGGAACUCAUGCCUUUCUACUCAGGCACUCCCCCCGUAUGGAGAUUGAGGCCUCCCUGACCGGCAUAGUGCCACCUCGGGGCUUUGUGACCGAAAAGCUGUACAGUAGCACCCGGGUAGAGGUAGCCUCGGCCACGGUCACACUGCGACUCGCUCCCACUGGACCCUUGGGUAGUUUUGCACUACCAGCUGAAGAAGGAUGCCGAUGGUCUGCUGAAGAACCACAGUCACAUCACCUUCUACAUGGAGAGCACACAGUAGAGACAAGCCAGCUUUUAUCUUAGACUCAAAGCACAUCCAGUGCAAGCAAUAUGUAU
Messenger RNA from Branchiostoma belcheri (Belcher's lancelet), 1221 nucleotides. RefSeq names its product proliferating cell nuclear antigen-like. Gene Ontology annotation, biological process: regulation of DNA replication. Gene Ontology annotation, molecular function: DNA binding. The record is from RefSeq and is a predicted model, not a curated record. The transcript has 12 exons. The coding region runs from base 163 to 1188 and encodes 341 amino acids. Lineage: Eukaryota; Metazoa; Chordata; Leptocardii; Amphioxiformes; Branchiostomatidae.